CUUCCUUGGUGACUACUCGUGUAUUUCGUGACUUCAGUGACUUGACCAUGCUGGCCCGCCGCAUCCUGAGUUCCAAGGCGAAGAGCAGCCUGGUCCCUGCCUUCACGGCGCGCUCGUUCUCGGCGCCCGCUGCGACCAAGGACGACUAUUCGUCCAAAGAUCAUUACUUUGACGAUGAAGUCAAGGCCAGCGCUGGGGACCCGUCCAAGCGUGCGUUCACGUACUUUGUGUUGGGGGGCUCCCGCAUUGCUUAUGCCACUGCGGCCCGCCUUGCCGUGAUCAAAUUCGUCGGGUCCAUCAGUGCAUCGGCCGAUGUGUUGGCGUUGUCCACCGCCGAAUUCAACUUGAGCGCAAUUGAACCGGGUUCUACCAUUACGGUCAAGUGGCGCGGCAAGCCCAUCUUUAUCAAGCACCGCACUGAAGCCGAAAUCGCCAAGGCGCGCAGUGUCGACCUGAGCCAAUUGCGCCACCCUGAAUCGGACGAAGUGCGCGUCCAAGAUCCCAAGUGGCUCGUGAUUUUGGGUAUUUGCACGCAUUUGGGUUGUGUGCCGACGUCGAACGCUGGCGAAUACGACGGUUGGUUUUGCCCAUGCCACGGUUCUCACUACGACUUGAGCGGCCGCAUUCGCAAGGGUCCUGCUCCCCUCAACAUGGAAAUCCCUCCCUACAAGUUCGUGGACGGAGACCGCGUCUUGUUGGGCUAAAGCACAUUGAGUUUCCACCCCAGUCUAGAAGGUAGCGGCGUCGGAUGGUCUGUAAUAAUGCAAGCAUUCGCCGUGUGCAAUUUGAUAUACGUGAA
Messenger RNA from Aphanomyces invadans, 799 nucleotides. Its product is annotated as ubiquinol-cytochrome c reductase, iron-sulfur subunit. The coding region runs from base 48 to 704 and encodes 218 amino acids. Lineage: Eukaryota; Oomycota; Saprolegniomycetes; Saprolegniales; Verrucalvaceae. Gene Ontology annotation, molecular function: quinol-cytochrome-c reductase activity; 2 iron, 2 sulfur cluster binding. The transcript has 3 exons. Gene Ontology annotation, cellular component: membrane. Gene Ontology annotation, biological process: mitochondrial electron transport, ubiquinol to cytochrome c. The record is from RefSeq and is a predicted model, not a curated record.